UCAUUUUCAUUUGAAUGGUUGUGCACCAGGCCUUGCUUUGAUGGAGAGGCUUGGGCCAACUCGGAAAUGGACUACUGAAGAUCAGACAGGCACUCAAACAGGCAUAUCUGGAUCUUCGGCCGGCAGAUUCGACAAUGGUUUCGGACAAAUAUCGGAAAACCAUCGGAAACUGAGAAAGACUUAUGAUGAAGAUGGAAAUGAGUCGCAGCAGCUGAUCGCCACAGACUAGAAGAUUCGCCUUUACAUCGAUUACCAGUGUUUACGUAGUUUUUUUUAAAUAUCUUUCCGCGGCUUCCACAACAAGGAAAGCAUAAUUAAAGAGCAAAUAAAAGAGUUAAUGACUAAGAUAGGCUUAAUGGGUUAUAAAUGGAAUUGGAAUUAGAAAGCCAAAUUGGUAAAUGUUAACCAAAAGAGCUCUUCCUCGACAUGGUGUCUGAUGGAUAGUCUUUCAUUUUCGUUCAAGUUCUUCAAACAGAAUGUUCCUUUAAGAGCUACUUAUUGCGAUCGACUUAAGGUUGCACUUUGAGUAUACAUAUUAACACAAUUAGCUCAACUAUAAAAGUUUUACUCCAUAAGGUGAGAGUGUAACAUUUGUCAUUCUGCAGGUAAAUAUGGUAACGUUCGACAAUGUUGUUUAAAAGCCCAGAGUCCGAUCUUAAAUUUUAAUAACCAUUAUUGUCAACGUAAAUUCGAUCUUAAGUUUCACUUACUGAAAUAAUAAUGUUUCUUAAGCUUGACAUACUUCCGACGCAGCUCACUUAAAAAUCUAAAAUCAAAACUAGACAUGGGUCAAAUUUAGGAAAUGCCAAAAAAGUAAUUCUAGGUUAUUGGUUUUUAUUACACGGCCUCUGACAAGCUGCCUCCAUGUUCCAGACAAAGUCUGCAUUUGACAUCUGAGUGUCUGUUGAGGAAGUGUUUCAAGCUUUCCAUUGUUAAAACUCGACAGUUUCGACACAGUGAAGGAAACUUCUAGAACAGAAAGGCGUUGUUUACAGCUACAGGUGAAGUUUUUCUAAGGCAAACCAAACUUCGUUUAUUGAUUAUUGGCAAGGCUUUUAAAUGCAAAGGACGACUGAUGUUCUGCUAAAAUGUUCAAAACAUCGACUUGCAUGAUGACGAAGGCUUUCCUCCUCGGCGAUCUUCUCGUCUUCAUUUUGACAACUACUUUGUCGCUUGGAGAAACUUAUGAGGGGCAAUCUUCUUAUUAUUUGAUUACUAAUAGCGGGGAGGCUUCAUCCAGUGAUUCAUUCGAAGUGUAUAGGGCACUUGAUGAGUUUGGAUGCAUGUCCUUGUGUAACAACAAAGAUGGAUGUGCAAAAGGCGUUUACGACCAUGACAGGAGAUCGUGUUUCCUGGAGAUGGACGGUUGCAAAAAACGGAAAGAAAACAACCGUGGGGAAGCGAUAUUGUCGACAGGGGAAAACUUCGUUUUGUUUAACAAGCUUGGUCGUACUUUCGAUCUCAAGGAGCGGAAAUUUCAAGGGGAACCAGCCGGUAUGUGCAUUUCGUCAACUCCUCUCUCGUGCAAAGAGAUCUACGACACCAACAGGUUGGCGCAAAGCGGUGUUUAUUCCGUUUUCCCAGAAGGAGUGACCGGCCAAAAAGUACAGGUCUACUGUCACAUGACUGAAAUUCCCGGAUGCGGAAAAGGGGGCUGGACAUUAGUAAUGAAGAUUGACGGCGCUAAGGAUACCUUCCGUUACAACUCUCGUUACUGGAACAGUACAGUACCCUUCCAACCGUCGUCAGCUCUCAAGGGACUGGACCACAAUGAAGCAUUAUCCCCUGCUUACUGGACCAUUCCGCAGACAAAGUUGUGCCUCGGUAUGAAACAAAACUUGGAGAGGGGAAUGGCACUAAACUGGAUCCUAUAUCGGUUCACACACGCGCAAACGCUUCACAGCUUAAUCUCUGAUGGAGGUUACAGGUUCACAAAUCUUGGCCGAAAGGAAUGGUUAUCGCUGAUGGUGAAUUCCUCGCUGGGACCUGGAUGUGCGGACGAGGGAUUUAAUCCAAGUAUGAUUAAACAACGAGUUAGGAUCGGCAUGGUAGCUGGAGAGAAAUGCCCUUCACCGACAUGGGCUAGCCUGAUCGGGUUUGGUUCCACUGGUAAUUACUCCUGUGGAAACUUGAAAGGAGAUGAUCCUUCUAAAAUGAAGUACAUACCAUCAUUUGGUUACAUUCUUGUACAGUAAAGAUUUCAAAUCCAUGUAAAUACAUGUAUAAGCUUACAAUCAUACGUAUUGUAAAUAACUGACAGUUAUAGCUCUCUUAACUAUAUGGCUGUCUCACAGGGACUGAGAACUACCGAAUUCACGAAUUUGAUUGGCUGAAAUCGAUAUUGACUGCGGUCUAGAUUUUCUUAGACCAGCAUCUAGACCGGUUACAUUUUACGGUGAUAAAGUUUAAAACUAAACUGCAAAAAUAUCGAUUAUUUUCUUCUAAAAAUAUUAGUUCCAGAAAAUAUUCAUAUUCUGGAAGUGCCAAAAAGCCUGAUGAGAAAAAAAAAAGGGUAAAGAGGACGAGCAACUUUGAGAGAUUUAGUUCAGUUCAUCGCCGUUCGCAAGCAAAGUGUCAGCGAGUAGAAACCAGUUACAUUAAAAGAAUUAAA
Molecule: messenger RNA, 2611 nt
Organism: Orbicella faveolata
Lineage: Eukaryota; Metazoa; Cnidaria; Anthozoa; Scleractinia; Merulinidae
Product: putative skeletal organic matrix protein 5
Molecular function (GO): oligosaccharide binding
Source: RefSeq, a predicted model, not a curated record